UGGUCCAAAUCCUGGAAGUGCCGGCCGGGGAUUGGAGGAUUUCCAGCCUUAGAAAAUCCACUAAAUCGGGCGUCGGUCUUCGGCUGACCACCGUGAGCCACAACUGAUGCAGUUUAGGAGUCACGCGCCGGUAGCCGCCGCCGCCUGAUGCGCCCACUACCUUCUCUCGUCACCGCUGGUUUCACCGCCGCCCUCCUCUCCGCCUUCCCCUUCCCCUCUCCUCCUAAUCUCCUCUUCUUCGCCGCCGCAGCGUCUUUCUCCGUCGUCUGCUUGUUCAGGCCACCCUUAUCUACUUCCGCCCCUGUCUCCCGCCGCCAUCGGGGCCCCUACCACGCGGUGACGAUGAGACGCGCUGACUCCCCCCCGCCGUCCCUCUCCUUUUCCUCGCCGGAGUCGCUCAAUGAUUGGAUCCGACCCCGCCUCCCCUCCGACGCUUUGGCCUCGUGGGGCGCCUCCCCCGGCACCAAAUCUCUUCAUAAUCUCUGGCUCGAGAUCUUCCACGGCGAGGCCUCGCUCCUUCUCCUCCCCCACUCCCAGGAUGAGACAAGAGGCGGCGAAGAUGGCUCCUCUACCCUUCUCCGCGUUGUCAACGUGGCUGCCGUGAGGAUCCGCAACUCUAGCGGCGCCGUCCUUGUUGAAUCGCACCAACUCCUCUCCGACGGCACUAUACGCCACCGCUACCGGCCCCUCUCGGAGAAGAUGAUGCCCGGGGAACCCGUGGAGGCGGCGGUCGCCCGUGCAGUGCGUGAGGAAUUGGGGAAGGAUGUCGUGAAGAUUGUGCCGGGGUCAUACAAUAUGAGGGUUGAGGAGAGGACUUCCGCCUCGUACCCAGGCCUUCCGGCACGAUACGUCUUGCAUUCUGUUGAUGCCGAGGUGGAGGGACUGCCGGAGGAGGGCGAAUUCUCGACUGAAGAGAACGGGGAAGGCAUUGAGGCAAUGGAGAAGGCAAUUUUUGUUAGGAGACAUUUCUGGAAAUGGGUAACUGAUGACGAUGGCAGCAUCGAGCGAGCAUGGGGAUGAUUAGGGCAUACAAAGGUGAAAUUUUGUCUUAGAUGUGCAAAUGCUUAUCUGUUUAGUACUUAUUGACCAGUUAUUGACUAUAGAAAUCUGUUUUAGAUUUGGCAAAGAUCUGUUGGUAAAGAGAGGCUAUGUGAUAGAUAUCAAUGACAUCUAUAUCAAUGGUUUGAUAUAUGGUAUGAAUGGCACUGAGUUAGAGAAUAUUUAUUCA
Molecule: messenger RNA, 1228 nt
Organism: Musa acuminata AAA Group (dessert banana)
Lineage: Eukaryota; Viridiplantae; Streptophyta; Magnoliopsida; Zingiberales; Musaceae
Exons: 1
Coding region: 148-1020 (290 amino acids)
Source: RefSeq, a predicted model, not a curated record